CCUCGCGGAGGAGAGUUGAUCGUUGCCGGAGCUGCAGCGCGGGGAGUGCAGAGCGUGAGGGGGGCGGCGGGAGGGGGGAGAGCGGCCGCGAGGGGCGUCCCCCGCCGGCUGGCCCGGCCGGCGGCGGACGGACGGACGAUGCUCCGGUUGGUGUCGCUGAAGUUGGGGCGGCUGUACCGCUACAUGAAGCUGGCGGCGCUGGGCAUCCUGGCGGCGGCGCUGGCCCUCAACUCGCCCUCGCUGCUGGCCUCGCUGCAGCGCAACGAGCUGGCCGAGCGGCGCUUCUUGCAGCUGAACAAGUGCCCGGCCUGCUGGGGCACCAGCUGGUGCCGCAAGUUCCUCAACGGGCAGCUGCGGCUGGAGAGCUGGGGCCGCCUGCGCCUCCUCGACUUCCUCAACGUCAAGAACGUCUACUUCGCCCGCUACGGCGAGCCCCGCGAGGGCAGCCGCCGGGUGGUCCUCAAGCGCCUCGGCUCCGCGCGGGAGCUGGCCGACAUCGACGCCAAGAUCUGCCGGCGCGCCACCGGCAGGGGACGCUGCGACCUCCUCCAGGCCCUGCACGCCACCGAGUUCGCCAGCAUCAACGGCGACGUCCGGCUCCUCACCCCCGACGUCGUCGAGGGCUGGUCGGACCUGGUGCACUGCCCCUCGCAGCGCCUCCUCGACCGCCUCGUCCGGCGCUACGCCGAGACCAAGGACUCGGGCAGCUUCCUGCUCCGCAACCUCAAGGACUCGGAGCGUAUGCAGCUCCUCAUCACGCUGGCCUUCAACCCGGAGCCCCUCGUGCUUCAGAGUUUUCCCUCCGAUGAGGGCUGGCCAUUUGCAAAAUAUUUGGGUGCGUGUGGAAGAAUGGUGGCUGUAAACUAUGUGGGAGAAGAAUUAUGGAGUUACUUCAGUGCCCCGUGGGAGAAACGAGUGGACCUGGCAUGGCAGUUAAUGGAAAUUGCAGAGCAGCUGACAAACAAUGACUUUGAAUUUGCACUCUACCUCCUUGAUGUCAGCUUUGACAACUUUGCAGUAGGCCCUAGAGAUGGGAAGGUCAUCAUUGUGGAUGCUGAAAAUGUUUUGGUGGCAGAUAAAAGAUUAAUAAAACAAAAUAAACCUGAAAACUGGGAUGUAUGGUAUGAAAGCAAGUUUGAUGACUGUGAUAAGGAAGCAUGUCUGUCUUUCUCAAAGGAGAUUUUGUGCACUCGUGUCACUGUGGACCAUAAUUACUAUGCUAUUUGUCAGAACCUUUUAUCAAGACAUGCCACCUGGCGUGGCACUUCUGGAGGACUUCUUCAUGAUGCUCCAGCUGAAAUUGCCAAAGAUGGUCGACUUGAGGCCUUGCUGGAUGAGUGUGCCAAUCCAAAGAAGCGAUAUGGUAGAUUUCAAGCUGCAAAAGAACUACGUGAAUAUCUUGGACGACUGAGUAACAAUGUGAGGUAGUUAAUGGUCAGAAAUCUUAUUAUAACAGUGAAUAUGCUUGGACAAGAGACAUGGACAAGUGAGUUCUGAACAUCACUCAAGGUCAAACAACCAGAAGAAGAGACUAUACACUUUUAAGGAACUUAGAUGAUAUUUUGUUUCAGCUGAUAAGGUUACAUAUCCCAGUGAUGCUUGAGUUACUUUUAACUGGGAAAAGACUGAGAAAUUGACUAGCAUGUCAAAUAGUACUUAACACAGCCUGUGUUAGUACCACCAUUUUGUGCGGCUGAUGCUCUUACUUGGAAAGUCAAGUUAUAUUGGCCUGUUUUAAAGGCUUUAUUUCUGAUGUCCUUUCAGAUUUUUAUUUUCAUUCUUAAGACCUACUAAAGUGAUGCUUACAUACAUGCUGGUAUGGCCUAUGUGUGACUCAUUAUUCCUGAAACUAAUAGGUUUUCAUUAAAUGCUGUGCUGCACUUUCUGUGAGUACAGGAUUCCUAGGCUUAUUCUAAUGUUGAGUUCUUUCCACUGUUUCUUACUGUUUGUAUGCCUUAUUAAGAAUGCUUUUAUAAGCAUAUUCUUAAAUAUUGUGUGAACAUAACCUAGACACUUCUGAAUUCUUUGUAAUUCUGCUACAGGUAAUGCUUCACCAGUUGGAUUGGUGUACAAUUCCAUCAUUAUUCCAAUAUGUAAUCAUGUCCAUUCAGCAGGGAAUUGCUGACUAAUUUUGAACCAAGAUAAUUGGAAGUUUGGGGAUACAUCAAGUGGAAAAGAAGAUGGUUUUACAAGUAUAGAAAAUCAUAAGCCAAAGAAAAUGGUUGUGCAUCAGUCUUUAGUUAUUUAAACAAAAUUAUGUACUGUAGUGGCACUAACCCAGUGAAACUCAGAUUUCAGUGGGUUUGCAGUUAUUAGUUUGAAGAAAUUUUGCUACUAGUUAAAAGCUUCACAUGAGGAUGAGAAAAUGCCUAGCAGGCUAGCAUUUGUUCUGCAUUAUUCACAGUUCUGCUGAAUUUGCAAUGUAAUGAUGUUUACGGAAUUUUCAACCAUGGGGUUGACUAAUAAUACUCUUCAUAUUUUCUCUAGAGGCUUUUCAUUGCAUUGAAUAUUUCAGUUGUAAUUCAAACAAUCUUGUGAUGGUUACUGUGACCUUAAAGGCCCGGAAGUUGCAUGAGAAAUUGAAUCAAUUCUAAAACAAAAUCCUUUCACAAAAGCUUGCUUUACUUUUCUUUAUGCAUGGUGGUAACUGCAAAGGUUCUCCUGGCUGCAGUGGUGAAAUUCUGAUCCUGAAUAAAGUUUGGUUGCAAUGUCAACAAAAUGACAACAGGUCAAAAUUAUCUUUCUGUGUUGGAAUAAGAUAGGGGUUCUCAUUAUAAUGAUCAGUGUGGUGCUAAAAAAGGUAUUGUAGACAGAUGUAAGCAGAUGCUAGAGAAAAAUAGGAAAAAGUUGAAAAAUCCAGUCUGUUUCAGAGCUCUGAAAAUGUGGAAUAUCAGAAGAGCUUUUUUUAAAGACAAAACUUCCAUCCACUUCUGUUCUGCUUGUGUAGUGAAAAGGUUCACCAGCUUUUUUGCAAGUAGUCUCUCAACAGAGUUGCUUUCUUCUUAGUUAUUGGGCUGGACUCGGCUCUGUCUCCUGCAGAAAAAAAAAUACUUCUUGCUGUGGCACAAACCCUUUCACUUCAGGUAUUGUGGGCACAAUCUAGAGCCUCUUAGGCAUGCUUGGGUCCCCUGAAAUAAUUUAGAUUUAAGUCCUUAGGUCCCAGUUAUUUCAGGAAGCGUAGGGUUGCCUAACUAUAUAGAUUUUACCAUAUGUAUUUAUAUAGGAUUCAAGUUGACUUUCUUAGCUCAAGUAUUGAGCAAAACCUAAAUGUGAGACUUAAACACUAGCCUGUCACAAAAAGGCCUUGUUUUACAUAAUAUUUAUUUAAUUCCCACUGUUUUAGAUGAAUGAAACGUAUGAUUGCUGUAGGCUUUAAACACCACAAACACUGCCAGCUAUAGAGGCAACUGCUAAAUAUUCCUUGUGAGGUUUGGGUUAGAGUUCAUUGUUUCCUCUUGAAAGUGCUGAUAAGCAGGAUUCUAAAUACAAAAGGAGUCCAUAAUUCUCAGUCUACAGGGAAAACACCUAUGUAGAAAGCAAUAAGUUCUCUUCAAUUUGCACCUAUCAAGUAUUUAUUGUACAAGGACAAUUUAUAUUUUUAGUCAUUGCCCACAAAUAAUGGUGAAUAUUUUUGAAUGAGAUGUUGGGGUUUGUAUGUGCAUAAAAUUGUCUUUUGUACUGUAAGUUACUGUUUAAUUUGAUUAUCAAAACUGUCUCCUGUGCCUUUAUACUAAGGUUGUUUUUACAACUUCUCUUGACUCUUAAUAAAAAAGUACU
This is a messenger RNA of Eublepharis macularius, 3777 nucleotides long. It is a transcript of the gene DIPK2A, whose product is annotated as divergent protein kinase domain 2A. Gene Ontology annotation, cellular component: COPI vesicle coat. Bases 139 to 1428 code for a protein of 429 amino acids. The transcript is spliced from 3 exons. The record is from RefSeq and is a predicted model, not a curated record. NCBI's taxonomy places the organism in Eukaryota, Metazoa, Chordata, Lepidosauria, Squamata, Eublepharidae. Gene Ontology annotation, biological process: cardiac muscle cell proliferation; regulation of phosphatidylinositol 3-kinase/protein kinase B signal transduction.